Zerene cesonia (dogface butterfly) is the source of this 2582-nucleotide messenger RNA. Its product is annotated as proton-coupled amino acid transporter-like protein CG1139. Lineage: Eukaryota; Metazoa; Arthropoda; Insecta; Lepidoptera; Pieridae. Gene Ontology annotation, biological process: amino acid transmembrane transport. Gene Ontology annotation, cellular component: vacuolar membrane. The record is from RefSeq and is a predicted model, not a curated record. The transcript is spliced from 9 exons. The coding region runs from base 125 to 1549 and encodes 474 amino acids. Gene Ontology annotation, molecular function: amino acid transmembrane transporter activity.
UAAUACAGCACGGAUUUGCAUUGUGUCGCGGAAAUAUAUCACGUUAGUUAGCUAUCGAACGGCAGCGAGUCGUGCCGUUGCGCAAGUCUGCGCAAGCGCAAGCGAGUGACUAGAACACGUAACUAUGAAGUCGACGGAGAAAGUUAAGGUGAGCCAUAUCAGCGGCAGCGCGGUGUCCCUGGGAGACAGCAAUAUAUUAGAAGGGUACGGCGCAUACCAAUCCCGCGAGCAAAUAAUUCUGAAGAACCACAGUCAGCAAGACUUCGAGAAUGGGAAAGAAGCGGAAGCGAAUGACGCCCACCAUCAUGUUACACACCCUACAUCAUACCUGGAUACAAUGUUGCAUCUCUUCCGAGGUAACAUCGGCACUGGACUUCUGGCUAUGGGAGACGCUUUCAAAAACGGUGGAAUUGUAUUUUCACCCAUUAUGACCGCUGUGCUCGGGAUUAUAUGCGUGCAUGCGCAGCAUUUACUGUUAAACUGUUCCGAGGCGAUGUAUCGUGAAACGAAACGAGAUAGACCUCCAGGAUUCGCGGAUACUGUAGCGCUGGUGUUCGAGUAUGGCCCGGUGCGGUUGAGGAAAUUGGCCUCCACCAUGCGGAUUAUGGUCAAUACAUUUUUAUGCAUUACACAACUGGGCUUCUGCUGCGUUUACAUCGUCUUCAUCGCGAAUAAUGUUAAACAGAUUUGCGACCAGUACGGUGUCAACAUAGAUCUGUCAGUGCAUAUGAUAAUUGUUGUCAUUCCUGUGCUUGUAUCGUGUAUGGUGCGGAACCUCAAGUACCUGACACCAUUCUCCACAUUUGCGAACGUCUUGAUGGCGUUGGGAGUGGGUGUUGUGAUGUAUGAAGCUGCCCAGGAUCUGCCGCCAGUUCAGGACAGGGUUUACUUGGCCAGUUGGCAACAGCUGCCGCUGUACUUUGGUACUGCUAUAUACGCUUUUGAGGGGAUCGGUCUGGUUUUACCUUUAAAGAAUGAGAUGAGACAACCAAACCAAUUUCAAAAGCCACUGGGAGUAUUGAAUGUUGGCAUGGUGGUAGUGGGCGCCAUCUUUAUUUCCAUGGGAUUCCUAGGAUACCUGAAAUGGGGAGAGAAUGUCGCAGGCAGCUUGAGUCUUAACUUACCGCCUGGACAAGUGUUAAGCACCGUGGUCCAGGGUUUGAUAGCACUAGCCAUGAUGUUCACAUACCCGCUGCAGUUCUACGUGCCGAUCGCUAUCACGUGGCCCGCGCUGCGCAAGCGUUUCGGGCGAACCUCCCCCGUCGCUAAGGAACUAGGCUAUAGGGCUCUGAUGGUUAUGAUUACUUUUAUCCUCGCUGAAUCGAUACCAGAACUGGGUUUAUUCAUAUCGCUAGUAGGAGCCAUAAGCAGCACCACGUUAGCUCUGAUGUUCCCGCCUCUAAUACAAUUGGUGUACGACGCACACAGGAAUCAACUCACCCUCUUUGUUAUUAUGAAGAAUUCUCUAAUCAUUCUAAUAGGACUGUUUAUCUUCAUCACUGGCACUUAUGAGAGUUUAGCAGAGAUCAUAAAAUUCUUCCGACAUUAAUUAAAAUGAAUAGAUAAUAUAAGAAAAAUACAUAACGGCUAAAGCGGGCGAUAAGAAAUCUUUUGAGUUCGUGAAAUUUCCUUUUCAACCAACUACUCAACGACUCGUGUUACGCUAUUACUGUCUUCCUCGGAGUACUAUACCUACUCCCAAUCAAAUUAACUGAUGAGACUGUGGAUUUACUCAAGUCUUUUUCUGUCGAGAUGUUCUUUGCCUGUUUGGAGCAGUAAAAAUAUUCAGCUCGCAAUAAAACCAGUGCCAGGCUCUCAGCCACUAUGGUAGCUAGAUAUUAUAUAUAUAAUGGUUAAGUUUAUAAGUUUAUGCUUCAGUAGCAUUUCAAUAAUAUGUACAUGUAAUGACACAUGUUAGAAGAUGUUACAUUAAAGUAAUUGACAAUUCUCUUAAAGCUCCAGGGCAAUCAUUAUUCUACCAAUAGGUAGGUCGUAUUGUAGUGAUAAUUACUAAGAGAUAAUUAAUAUACGUUUAAGAGUGAGAUACCUGUCUCUUUUAGUAUUAUAAUAAAUAAAUCAGUGUGAAUUUCAAGUAGUUGAUGAAUUAUAGCAUUAUAAGUAUUAGGUAUAAAUUUACCUUUUGUAUGUUAUAUGAUGGUGCAGUGGUGCUACUGAUUAGUGAUUGUAUAUUUAUUACUCACCGAAUUAAAUAAUUCUGCAAUAGGUAGAUAAGUUUAUCGAUUUUACCAAUUCAUUGAUUAUUUAUUUCUUCUAGAUUUAGCUUGAAUGAAUUUGUGAUAUUCAUACGUUAGGUAUUUGUAGUUAUUAGUUAUUCUAUAAUUUAUCGUAUAUAUAUUUUGUGCAAUUCGACGACAUGUCAUAUCAGUCAACCCGGCCAGCGUGGUGGAUUAUGGCCUAAACCCUCAUAGAAGGUCCGUGUCCCAGCAGUGGGAACAUGGGAACAACAUAUAUGGCCUGACGAUGAUAUUUUGUGCGCAUUCGUGAAAGAAGAUUAAUUAAAUUAAAUAGUUUUGACGAUAUCUGUGAUGUAAUUGUGAAUUAGAAAUAUAUGAUUAUGCUAA